CGUCUCCAUCUCCAAAUAAAGAGUACUUGUUUUUCAGUUUUGAUUUGAUCACUUGGAUUUCUGCUGCUACCAUGGCCGCCGGACAACGGACGCUGCUGCUCCUCGUCGCCGUGCUCAUCGCGGCGGUCUCCGUGGCGCUGGCCGACGACGCCAAGCCGACGAUCCUGACCCCCGUGGCGAACACCCCGCUCGGCUCCUUCGACGGUGACUCGCCGGCGGCCGACAACGCCUUGGACGACGAGGAAGCCGCGCCCGUCGGGGCACCCAUUGGCACCACCAUGACCGAGCCCAAGCCCGAGCUCACCACCACGCCAGGAGGCGGCGCCGGAGAGGCGGCCGGCGCCAGCGCUGCCUCUUCCCUCGCCGUCGCCACCCACAUCGGCGCCGCCGCAGCGUUCGCCGCCGGCGUGUUCGCCUUCUGAGGCGAGGGGUGUCAGCUCGCCGUGGAGCGAGAGAAAUCUCCGUGUUUGUGUCAAAUACUGACAUUUUGAUUCUUAUAUACACAUACAAGUAAAUAUGAGGCAUAUAUACAUACAUACAGCAGUGUUAAAUUGAUGAUGUACAAUUUUCAGUUUUUCCAUCCUUGUACGAUAACGAGCAAACAAUUAAAAAAGUUUGUCUCAAUUUCUUUCAUGUAACAUGGCACCGUGCAUUUCGUGAUUAA
This is a messenger RNA of Oryza brachyantha (malo sina), 664 nucleotides long. RefSeq lists its product as uncharacterized. The coding region runs from base 72 to 422 and encodes 116 amino acids. Lineage: Eukaryota; Viridiplantae; Streptophyta; Magnoliopsida; Poales; Poaceae. The record is from RefSeq and is a predicted model, not a curated record. The transcript has a single exon.